AUGAAAAGAUACGUUGGAUUACUACUCCUUACCGUUACACUAUGUUGCGUGUCCGCUCUAGAAAUGCAACCGGAUCGCAGUCCGCGUAUUGUUAACGGUCUAAAUGCUCCCAAUACACCAUUCAACGUCUAUGUGCUAUAUCUAAACUCGGGCAACUCUGGGUUCUAUGGUGGAGGAUCGCUGAUCUCUGACCGACAUGUCCUGACGGCGGCACAGAACAUCGCAGGCUUCGUACGAUGGGAAGUUGGACUCGGGAGCACCGUGUUCGGCCAGCUAAACAUGCAAGUGUCAACUCAAGCCAUUGCCCAUCCGAGCUUCAACAUGGCAAAUCGAGCAAAUGAUAUUGGAUUUAUCAUUCUGCCCCAACCAGUCACCUUUUCGGCAUUGAUCAGCCCAAUCCAGCUGCCCAUUCCUGGACGCAAUCUGCCGUACGAAAAUGAGGAAGGCAUGGUUGUUGGCUUCGGUUUCAACACGAUCGGAGGACAAACCCGGUCAGAUUUCCUGAAGGUGGGUUACCAGCGCGCGAUCAGCGAUUCUCGUUGUGUCGGUAUUUAUCAAAUUACCGUCCCGAACCACUUCUGCGCCGAAGAUGGCCUUCAACGUUCGAAUGUGUGCAAUGGAGAUCUUGGAGCUGGCUUCGUCGUUUCAGAGCGACGCAUUGACACACUGGUUGGCGUUGCUUCACUUAUCACUGCUUCGUGUGACUCGAAUACACCAACCGGAUACACACGAAUUUCGCAAUACCGCCAAUGGAUCCGUGACAACACUGGAGUAUAA
Molecule: messenger RNA, 777 nt
Organism: Anopheles marshallii
Lineage: Eukaryota; Metazoa; Arthropoda; Insecta; Diptera; Culicidae
Product: collagenase-like
Exons: 3
Coding region: 1-777 (258 amino acids)
Biological process (GO): proteolysis
Molecular function (GO): serine-type endopeptidase activity
Source: RefSeq, a predicted model, not a curated record